AUGGGUAUUAAUAAUAAAAAUAAAGAUAAUAAUGAAAUCAUGAAUGAUAACCACAAUAAUAAUAAUAAUAACAAUAACAAUAAGGAAGAUAUUCCAACAAUAGAAGAAUAUAACGAUUAUGAUCAUAUAACACCAGGUCCACCACCUCAUAAAGUAGUUCAAUUCUUAAUAAAUGAAAGUAAUAAUAAUAAUAAUAAUAAUGAUAAUAAUAGUGGUAGUCAUGAACACCAAAACAAUAAUAGUAGUAAUAUUAGUGACACAUAUACAACAGAUAGUGACACAGAAACAAGUAAAAUCUUAAAAAAAGUUAAAGAAGAAUUAAGAAAUCAAGAUAAAAUAAAUAAUAAAAAUAAUAAAAUAUAUCCACCUCAUUCAAUAUUUCCAACUUUUCCAACUGAUUUAGAUAAUGAUAAUGAUGAUUAUGUAAAUAAAGAACAAUUAUUUGGAAAUAAUAUUGAAGAGAUAAAUAGUAGUAGUGAAAUUUUUAAAAAUAAAAAUAUUAAUAAUAAUUGCAACGACGACGACGGCGAUGACGAUAAUGAUGACGAUAAUAAUAAAAAUAAUAAUAGUAGACAUUUCGAAGAGGGUGAUGAUGAAAGAGAUGAUACUCCCACAACCAUUUCAACAAAAACAACAACAACAAAUACAACACCAAUUACAUUAUCUUCAGCAGCUUUUAUAAAUACAAAUUUAAAUAAUAUACAGGGUAGUAUUGGUCCAUCAACACCAUCUAUAUUACCACGUGAUAUCUCAAAAAGGGAUUUAGUUGGAAGUAGCAGUAGUAAAGAUGUUGGUGAAGAUAUAGCUGAUGUAGUUGAGGCAAGUUUAAAUGUAUCAAAUUUAUCAGCUUCCUCAUCUUCCUUAAAUUCUAAUAGUGGUAGUAAUGUUGAUGAUAAUAAUAAUAAUGUAAAUACAACAACCACAUCACCACCACCACAACAACAACAACAACAACAACAACAACAACAACAACAACAACAACAACAACAACAACAACAACAACAACAACAACAACCUUCAAUAUCAAUAUCAACAUCAUCAAAUAGUUUACCAAUAAAUGAUAAUAUAAAUGCAUUUCAAAAGAGUUUAUCAGAGAAAAGGAAUUUAUUUAUUGGUAAAAUUAUACAAAAAGUAUUGAAUACAUUAAAGAAAGCAGCAUCUGAUGAUUUAUCAACCUCUCAAAAAGAUAGAAUCAUUGAAGAGAUUUUCAAAGAUAUUAGUUUGGAACUUGAUGAACCAGUAUUUGAAUAUCUAACAACAUUUGAUGAAAAAGAUAUUGAAAAAGUAAAUUCAAAUCAACAUUCAACAAUAUUUUAUCCAUAUCCAUGUUUAGAUCAAUUUUCAAAAAGAUCUUUUAAACAAAAAUCCCCAAUUUUAUCACCAACUCACCAUGUUGAUACUUCACCUUCAAAAUCAGCGACAAAAAUAACAACAUCAUCAUCAGCGUCAUCAUCAUCAUCAAAUUUACGUCAUUCAUCAUCAUCCCAAUCAAUAUCAGGAGUAAAUUCUUCAUCUUCAUCAUCACCAACAUUAACAUCAUCAUCAUCAGGUAGUGGUGAAAUUUAUUAUUACCAAUUAAUAUCACAAUAUUUUAUAAAUAAUCCAGAUAAGGUUGAACCAUUUAGACCAUUAUUAUAUUCAUUAUGGACGAAUAAUCAAUGGUUUUAUUUAAUUUAUUCAUCAAUGUUUUAUUCAUGGUUGUUAGAGUAUAGAUUAUCAUUAAUUAGUCAAUUGAAUGUAUUGAUAAAAGCAUCGAAUCGAUUGUUUUGGUAUGAUUGUGAUCAUUAUACUAGAAAGUAUUAUCAUGUUUAUCAAACUAUUAAACAAAAACUAUUGGAUUGUUCUCUUUGGAAUGGUUUAAAUGAAGCAUCAAUCAAAUCCAAUCAAGCUGGUGAUCCUGACAUUCAAAGAUCAAAUCUUUUAAGAAAUCGUAGAAUUUGGAUUGACUUUUAUCAUAUAGUAUCUGUAUUCUAUUUUUAUUAUGAAAGAACUAAUGAUCAAAUCAAUGAAUUUAGAUCAAUAAUUAAUAAACAAUAUCAAGAUUUUAUUUUAGAUAUAAGUCAAAAGAAACUAUUUAAUAAUACUAAUAAUAAUAACAAUAAUAACAGUGGUGGUAGUGGUGGUGGUGGUGGUACAAAUUUAAUAUUAUCACCUGAUGAUUUAUUUGUACGAGGUAUAAUUAAACAUGUUUCAUUAAUAAAGAGAGAGGAAACUUUAAUUAGAUAUAUUGAAAAAUGUUUAGUAUUUGGUGAAGGUUGGAAUUUAAAUCCUACAACUAGAGUAAAGUUACAAUCUUGUUUAUACUCUUUAACUAAACCUGGAUAUCCUGCUUAUGUACCAAGAAGUGUUCGUACUAAAAGUAGAGAAGUAUUGGAUAGAUUAUUCCCUGAUGGUAAAUUCUCAAGACAUACUGUAAAUUUAUUCUUUAGACUAUUACAUCCUUAUUAUUCAAUUGGUUCUAUAAUUCAUUGGGGUAUUUCAAUCAUUAAAUCCUAUAUUCCAUAUUUUAGAUAA
Dictyostelium discoideum AX4 is the source of this 2514-nucleotide messenger RNA. RefSeq lists its product as hypothetical. The coding region runs from base 1 to 2514 and encodes 837 amino acids. NCBI's taxonomy places the organism in Eukaryota, Evosea, Eumycetozoa, Dictyosteliales, Dictyosteliaceae. The record is from RefSeq and is a predicted model, not a curated record. The transcript has a single exon.